AUGACUGAUCUCGAGAGCCAAGCUUCCUCCGCCGCAGAGGUAGAAAAGACGGCGGAACUAUCAAACCCUUUACCUCCUCGAGGAGAAACUACGAGUGAAGACGGCCUCAAGGAUGACCGCGCGCAGGACUCCCCUCCCCUCUACCCGGAAACAGACCUUGACAAUGGCAUUGUCGGCUGGGAUGGAAAGGACGACCCAGCUAAUCCACUAAACUUCCUUCCAGCUCGGAAAUGGGGCCUGUUGGCGCUUCUGAGUUCCAUGACGUUCAUAUCGCCUCUCGCUUCGAGUAUGUUUGCACCCGCAGUGGGAUACAUGGCUGAGGAAUUCAAUGUGACAAAUGAAACUCUGCUUUCAUUCUCUGUCUCUAUCUACCUUCUGGGAUAUACGGUUGGCCCUUUGGUGUUAGCACCCCUCAGCGAAAUCUACGGCCGCCGAAUUGUGCUCAGCGGCGCCAACUGGUUCUUUAUUGUGUGGCAGAUUGGGUGUGCCCUCGCCCCGAACGUUCAAUCCUUUAUCGUAUUUCGUUUGUUUGCCGGUAUGGGCGGUGUUGGCUGCGUCACGCUCGGAGCCGGAGUUAUUGCCGACCUGUUUCCCGUGGAGAAGCGUGCAAUGGCAACUUCAAUUUGGAGCAUGGGUCCAUUGAUCGGCCCAGUUGCUGGCCCUAUAGCAGGUGGCUUCAUUGGCGAAACAAUUGGCUGGCGUUGGGUGUUUUGGAUAUUGCUGAUUGUGGGCGGCGCCUUGGCUCUAUUGAUUGAAGUUCUGAACCGCGAGACCUAUGCCCGCGUUAUCAUUCGAUGGAAGACAGCCCGUCUGGCAAAGGAGCUAGGUCGGAAUGAUUUGCGCAGUGGAUAUGAUCCUGCCGGGCAGCAGGCCAACGUGUCAACAGGCCAGGUCCUCAGACAGGGACUGAAGCGGCCCAUGAUUUUGCUCUUCAAGUCGCCCAUUGUGGCUCUCCUCUCUUUAUACAUGUCAUUGGUUUAUGGCAUGCUAUACCUCUUCUUCACGACUAUCACCGAUGUCUUUCAAGCGCAAUACGGCUUCUCCACUGGUCUGGCGGGCCUUGCCUACUUGGGAAUUGGAGUUGGCUUCUUUGUCGGCCUCAUUGUCAUUGCGUUGACAAACGACAGAACUGUCAUGAGACUGACGGCCCGAAAUGGGGGGAAGUUUGAGCCUGAAAUGCGGCUGGUCAUGAUGAUCAUCUUCUCCUGUAUCACACCUAUCAGUUUCUUCUGGUACGGCUGGUCGGCCGAUAAGAAAGUACAAUGGAUAGUGCCCAUUAUUGGCAUGUUCCCUUUUGGUGUUGGCAUGAUGGGCCUCUUCCUGCCUUCGCAGACGUAUGUCAUUGAUUGCUAUCCGGCCUAUGCGGCCUCCGCGGUGGCCGUCAUGACCGCGACGCGCUCGCUAGUUGGUGCUCUGUUGCCGCUGGCGGGACCUCGGAUGUUUGCUACUCUGGGACUAGGAUGGGGGAACUCAUUGCUUGGGUUCAUAGCAUUGGCAUUUGUACCGGUUCCCAUCUUUUUCAACCGAUAUGGCAAGGCUAUUAGGACCAAAUUCACGCCUAGUGCCAGUCUAUUCAUAACUGAAUGCUUGCAAAGUGCAAAACCGACAGCGAAUAAAGCGGAAAGCCACAUUCCAGGGCCUGGAGAAUGCUUGAACCAGGAAGAGAUCUGUCGACAGCUGGAAGAAGAGAGAGAAAUGUCAGCCAAACGUAGCACAGCUAUCCUUUCUUCAUCGGAGAAGAAGCGGCUGAGGGACCGAAAAGCCCAGGCAACUCUCAGAGAAAAGCGACAAAAUCGGAUGCAGGCACUGGAAGACCGCGUUGCGUUUUGCGAGAGAAACCAUGGCUCUGAAGCCAGCGCUCAAUCUGCAUACGUUCAGGAGCUUCUCGCUACUCUGGAGAGACUGCGAAUAGAGAAUAACCGGUUACGUGAGCGCCAGCAGCGGUUGCGCCAGAUGGUGGUCUCAUGGGACGCGACUGAGGAGAAGGAUAGCGAGCCAAAUAGAGACACACAACAGGAAACAUGUAGUACUACUUCACCUGCAACUUCCGAGAUGGUGAUAGUUACGAAUGGCAUUCACACAACACCAACACCAACCGAGAUGCCAUUUCGUGGAGCACUGUCACCCUCACCUUUUCCCACCACCACUACGGGCACUAUAACGCCUAAAGUCUGUCCCAUUGCCCAUGCAGUUGUUAAUCUACCCUCCUCGGCAGUGGGAUUGCAACCUGGGGCGCCAGCUUGGUGUCGCGUGCCUCUCAACAAGUUCGACAAAAAUAAUAACCUUGUUUUCCCUCUGCAAAAUGCGCAGGCGUGGUUUGAUCACCCAGAGUUAAUAGCUGCUUCCCCCGUGCAACCAUCUCCGCUCGACCUUCUUUACGGUACACGGCGCAACUAUCUGGCCAAUAAGAUUAACAAAUCAGUCCGAGGGCGUGCAAUGCGUGAUGCCGAAUGCCUUGCGUUGGGUUGUCUCGUAUAUAAUUAUAGCAAGUGGCGCGCAUCGCCGACUCCAGCCACCUUUGCGCGCUUAGCCAGUUUUCAACAUCCAAAUAAGGUCCAACUCGAAGAGGACCAUAUGGCGGGAUUAGACCUGAUUAUCUGGCCGCAGUUGAGGUCGAAUAUCAUACUGAAAUGGCAGACAUAUGACCUCAUUGAGUUGGUUGAUUACCUAAGUUGUUGUGUAAAGGUGCGCUGGCCAUGGGGUAAAGAUAUGUUAGAGCGUGAUGCGGAUGAUAAGUUACAACUGAGAAGUGAUUUUCAAACGGUUUUUAUGAGUGAGGGUGGCUGGGGGUUGACGGCUGAGUUUAUUGACAGGUAUCCCGACUUGCUGGAGGGGAUGGAUGUAGAGGCAUUGAGGUUUGAGAUUACCUUGCCGAAUUCAAUGUAUGCAUACUGA
Talaromyces atroroseus is the source of this 2895-nucleotide messenger RNA. RefSeq lists its product as hypothetical. The transcript is spliced from 3 exons. The coding region runs from base 1 to 2895 and encodes 964 amino acids. The record is from RefSeq and is a predicted model, not a curated record. NCBI's taxonomy places the organism in Eukaryota, Fungi, Ascomycota, Eurotiomycetes, Eurotiales, Trichocomaceae. Gene Ontology annotation, cellular component: membrane. Gene Ontology annotation, molecular function: transmembrane transporter activity. Gene Ontology annotation, biological process: transmembrane transport.